AUGAAGUUGCUGCUUUGGCUUACAGCCGCCCAUGUAGCGCAGGCCGCGGGAAGACAUGGGAUCAUGAAGAAGAGACAGGUGGUUGAAGAAGGAAUUGUCUCGGCAGCCAAAUUCGAAGGACUGCGGCUGUCUUAUAUCACUGAAAUCGUUACUCAGAAAGUGACUGAGACGCAGAUGCAGACCGUUAUUCAGACGGUCGCGGGUACUCCUGUUGCUGUCGCUGCUGAAGCCGUCACCGUCACCGUUAAUGCUCCUGCUGUGACAGUCACCGAGACCAAGACUGAAGUCGUCAAUCAAGUCAACACUCAAUAUGUCACUCAGGUUCAGGUUGAGACUCAAUAUGUUACCCAGGUCGACACCCACAUCAUCACCGAAGUGGCUGCGGCUCCUCCUGCUGUGACUGUCACAGAAACUGUCACAAAACCUGAGCUGGUUACCAUCAUUGAGAUGCAGCCCCUUACGGUUACCGUCGCUGGACCAGGACCUGACCCCAUUACCAUCAUCCACACCGUACAGGCUCCCCUUGAGACCGACGAUUCUAUCGGAACAAAGUUCAACCCAGGCGUCACCACGAUUCCCAUCCCUGAAAGCCGACUGCCAAAGACAACACUCCAAGCGGACCCCUUUGCUCCAGUGGGACCUGUCAUGACAACAGUAAUCACUCCUCAGGUGCCUGCCCCGACAAAUGCUAUCCCUCCUGAGCAGCCCGCCGAAAAGCCAGUCACGACAAGCGCUGUCAUUCCUGGAGCACCUAUCGAGGGCCCUAUCACGACAACAACCAUCGUCCCUAAGGAGCCCGUUCAAGAGCCCUCUACGAUCCAAACCAGCGCUCUCGAGAAACCCAGUAGUGAAUCGUCUACCCAGAAGCCACCCGCCGAAACUUCUUCAACUCAGGCAGAGCCUGCUUUGACCCAGUCAGAGCCUGCCGAGUCCGCUCCUACCAUGUCACCUUCGAUGGAGCUUGGCAACAUGGGGCCCGAUACCACGGGAGCUAUUGCGGCGCCAAUUCUAGACGGAUCCGACCCGACAACCACUGCCGCAGCAGAAGGACCCUCAAAGACUCGUAUCCCAAUCGAUCUGUCCGACCCGUCAAAGCUCAGCAGCGUGCUCGACUUAGGCAACCUGGGCGGAGGAGAAGGAGGGCUCAAGGCUCGUGCGACGGGUACUCCUUGA
Molecule: messenger RNA, 1173 nt
Organism: Fusarium sp. VM40
Lineage: Eukaryota; Fungi; Ascomycota; Sordariomycetes; Hypocreales; Nectriaceae
Source: the annotation of a GenBank genome assembly